AUCAGAAUCGUCGUUCCGUCGCCGCCGUCGUGUGUCGUGUGCGGCCCUCAUAAUCGGUGUGUAGUGUAUAUAUGUAUCGCACCUAAUGCUCUCGGGAACGAAUUAUGGCAUUGUCUUUUAUCAGAGCUAAGGCACUACAGCACGGAAAUUCGCACUUGCGUCUCUUCGCCAGCGUAUCGACCAUGAAGACGGGAUUGGUACUGGGUGUAUACGAAACCGAGAGCGAGGACAACGUUGUGCUCACCCCCACGGCGGCCAAGUACAACGAUCUGGUCAACGGCAAGCUGCUGAAGAAUAUUUUGCUAGCAGGACCAAAGAUCCCUAAAGGUCAUGCUAGAGUGUUUUGGGGGUUGGAUGAAACCGAUUACGCCGGAGUCGCGGUAGUUGGACUGGGGAAGCAAGGUCUUGGUAUUAACAAACUUGAAGAGAUCCAUGAAGGAAAGGAAAGUGUACGUGCUGCUGCAGCAGCGGGAUGCCGCGCACUGGAUGACGUGGAGAUAAAGGACAUCAAGCUGGAAACCCUGGGAGACGCGGAAGCCGCUGCCGAGGGAGCUGGUUUAUCCACGUGGCUUUAUCAAGGAUUCAAAAAUGAAGAGAAGAAAAAGAAGUUACCAAAGAUCUCGCUGUACGGAGAUGAAGGAGAGGCGGAAUGGCGAGUUGGCAUAAUUAAAGCCCAGGCGCAGAACUGGGCUCGCGAGCUGUCGGACACGCCCGCGAACCUGAUGACGCCCACGAUAUUUUCGCAACGGGUCUGCGAGGUCCUGACGCAUCUCGGGGUCGACGUUCAGGUGCGCGACAAGAGCUGGGCCGAGCAGAAGAAGAUGGGUUCGUUCCUCAGCGUGGCGCGCGGUAGCACCGAACCGCCCAAGUUCCUCGAGAUCAGUUACAAAGGUGCCGAGAAUUCAAGCGAAUCACCGGUGACGUUUGUCGGUAAGGGAGUCACUUUCGAUGCCGGUGGCAUCAGCCUUAAGCCGUCGUCGGAAAUGGACGAGAUGCGCGCCGAUAUGAGCGGCGCCGCCUGCGUGGCCGCUACUAUCCGAGCCGCGGCCGAGCUCAAACUGAAGAAAAAUAUCGUCGGACUGAUCCCGCUCACGGAGAAUCUGCCGUCCGGACAUGCUACGAAGCCGGGAGAUCUGGUGCAGGCGAUGAACGGCAAAACCAUCAUCGUGGACAACACCGACGCGGAGGGCAGGUUGAUUCUCGCCGACGCGCUGUGCUACGCUCAGCAGUUUAAUCCGAGAUUUAUCUUGGAUAUCGCUACGUUGACCGGUGCCAUGAGAAUUGCCUUGUCGAACUCCGCGACUGGAGUGUUUACCAAUGACAGCAACCUUUAUGAAACUCUGAGAAAUGCUGGGACGGUAACCGGCGAUCGAGUAUGGAGAUUCCCUCUAUGGCAGCAUUUCACGGAUGAAGUGACGAAAAAAGUAAAGGGUGCCGACAUAAAUAACCUCGCGAAGUGCAAGGGUGGUGGCUCUUGUACCGCCGCUGCCUUUUUGAGGGAGUUUGUUAGCAAGGACAUGCCGUGGAUGCAUCUGGACAUAGCUGGUGUCAUGGGCCCCGCCCACGACGAAUUACCGUAUAUCCCAGCCGGAAUGACCGGGCGCCCGACACGUACGCUUAUACAAUUCCUACAGGCGCUCUGUUAAACGAUCUACUAAUGGUCACUUUACGUAACUCGCGCGUCAAACGGGUUCUUGUAAUUUUCUAUACAUAUAUAUAUGUAAAAGUUUACACAGAAGGAUAUGUAUAUAGAAAUAUACAUAUAUAUAUAUAGGGGAAUUGCGCCUAAUAUGGAGAGGGAUUGUAUUGGACGAUCUAAUCAGACUUAAUAUGAUAACGUUCAGUGAUAAAACGCAUAAACAACUUACCGCAGGCCAGUAACAGCAUUUUUAAUGUCUCACUAAGCAGAUAACAGACUCGUUGAUCAGGUUCCUACGAGAGUUAUUAAUAUCACGAGUCUGAAUAUUCAGUAGACAGAAACUCGAGUUGAAAAUUCUAACAAAAUAUAAAGAAUGCUAACGAAGAUUUUAUAUGCUAUAAUACAUUGCCACUAUUAUAAGAAUAUUUGGAGAAUGUAUGUGUUAAGUAUAUUAAUCAAGGUUUAUACGUAUGCAUUUUUAAUUCUUGAUAUAUUUCAUACAUCAAGAUGUAGAUAAGAUGACUUAUCUCAAAUAGUUAUUUCUAUCUGACGGAUCAUUAUCGAAAUGCUUGACGAUUAUACGAUCCCCGGAAUCAAAGUCAUACCUCACCAUAUUAGGCAGUGCCUACAUCUUUUAAGUUACCACUUCUUAUAUGAUUAAAACAUAUAACCUAUAAAAAUAAUGUAUACAUGCGAUAAAAAAGGAUGUCGAAUAGAAUACUUAACAUCUAGAUGUGGAAGUUGCUCAUUUCAACAACAAUUUCCACAUUAGUCGAAGACAAAUCCCGACAUCUCCAGAUACAUUCGGUAUCAUGAAAUUUAAUAAUUAUGUAUUCAUUGCAUUUUGACAUAUAUGUUUGAAAGACUUGUCAUAAAGUUUCUAUUAGUAAAUCUA
Molecule: messenger RNA, 2534 nt
Organism: Temnothorax curvispinosus
Lineage: Eukaryota; Metazoa; Arthropoda; Insecta; Hymenoptera; Formicidae
Product: cytosol aminopeptidase-like
Exons: 8
Coding region: 105-1646 (513 amino acids)
Biological process (GO): proteolysis
Cellular component (GO): cytoplasm
Molecular function (GO): metalloaminopeptidase activity; manganese ion binding
Source: RefSeq, a predicted model, not a curated record